AUGAACAUCCGCCAAAUUCCUCGCAUUUCUUUGCGUGAUUUCGACACGCGCAGGUAUCAAAUUGGCAAAGAUCUCAUCGAAGCCGCUGAAAAUGUUGGUUUUUUUAUUCUCGUCGACCAGCAGCGGCCCAGUAAGCAAGAGAUCGAGGAGAUGUUCGCCCUGUCUACCAAAUAUUUUGCACUCCCCGACCAAAUCAAAGCUCGCUAUCCUUUCAUUCGCGAACAAAAUUCCGGCUGGGAGAAGAACGCCCAGAUUCGCCCCUCCACAGGUGUAGCGGAUCCCAAAGAAUCACUGCAGCUGCAGUAUUUUCGGCGUAACAAGUAUUGGCCAAAUGAUUCGUCUGACAUUCCGCAAUUUCAUGAAACGUGCCUGAAGUUCAUGGAGAGCAGUCAAGACCUAUCAAUGAAAAUCCUAUCAUUCUUCGCUGUCGCCCUUGGUUUUCCGCCGUCCUUCUUCUCUGAAGCUCAUGAUUUGAGCUUGGAGGACUGUCUUUCCACGAUGCGGUUACUGCGAUACCACGAUGUAACUGGCAAAGUAUCUGAAAUGCCUGAAUGGAGAGCAGGUGCGCACACCGAUUUUGACGUCCUCACGUUGCUCUUCCAAGAAACUGGGGGAGAUGGUCUAGAAGUGUGCCCCGGGCGAGAGGCGCAUACCAGUUUUGCCCUAGGAGAUGAAUGGACCGCUGUCCCUGCUCGAACGGGCGAGAUCACGGUCAACAUUGGUGAUAUGUUGAUGGCAUGGAGCGACGACCGUUUCAAGAGCCUAUAUCAUCGUGUCAAGGCACCUGGACCCAACGGGAAUUUGAAAGCAAGAAAUAGCAUAGCCUACUUCAACCAGCCACGUCCCCAUGUCCGAAUUGAAGGGCCCACGGGAAAAUACGGGGCAUUGACUGCUUCCCAGUAUAUAUCAAAUGCCAUGGAACGUUAUUACCGACCUACGAAAGGACCAGAGUAA
Messenger RNA from Lentinula edodes (shiitake mushroom), 954 nucleotides. RefSeq lists its product as uncharacterized. Bases 1 to 954 code for a protein of 317 amino acids. Gene Ontology annotation, molecular function: dioxygenase activity. The transcript is spliced from 5 exons. The record is from RefSeq and is a predicted model, not a curated record. NCBI's taxonomy places the organism in Eukaryota, Fungi, Basidiomycota, Agaricomycetes, Agaricales, Omphalotaceae.